CACGAGACAGUUGUUGUUUGUACAGUCGAGCCGAGAUGAUGGUUAGAAUUCGUGAUUCAUGUUCGUUUGUUCAGAGCUGCGUCCUUCUGGCGCUGCUCGUCGCCGUUCACGUGGCAGGACGAGAGAUCUGUGAUCAAACAAAAUGUCCUGGCCCCUUGAGAUAUUACAAGGAUCUCGGUUGCAAACCGGUGUACAACAAACCUGACGACUGUUGUCCAAAAAGUUUCAAUUGUGAUCAUUUAAAAGGCUUGUCAAAGGAUAAGUGUUACGCAAAUGGUCACGAGUAUAAUAUCGGGGAAGAAUUGAAGGACGAGGACAAGAAUCCUUGCGAUUUUGCGUGCAAAUGUAUGUCGUUUGAUAAAAGUCCUCCCAGUUUCAUUUGCGCGGCUUACGACUGUGCUUUCAUGUCGCAACCCAACUGUUACUACCAAAACUCGUAUGAUUCGUGCUGUCCAGGACCAUACGUUUGUCUUAAGGAAGGAGAAGAGAGACCUACUUGCGAAGUAGACGGCAAAAUUUACAAAGACGGAGAAUCCUUUAGUCCAAAAUCCGAUCCGGAAUUGGAUUGUUACUGCAAACCAGGAUACGAAGGUGAAAACGUGGAACCAUUUUGCAAGAAACCGAAUCGUGAUUAUUGUUCUCCCCUGUUUCGAAAUGCGGCUGAUGUGCACCGAAUGUGUGCACCCGUAUUUUACGAUGGGCAAAAUCCACAAAAAGAUUGCAGCGUUACUUCCAGAUGUCAAAAUGCGAACGAUACCGUUAUUCAUAAUCAUGACAGUGGUAAAUCUUUAUCUGACGACGAAGAAAGUAACGUAUGCAUUUUCGGUGACAUGAAGAUGCACGUGGGCGAUGAACUUAAUCAAGGAACAGACUACGAUUCCGUUUGCGUGAAAUGCGUUUGUGAAGUGCCACCUUUCCCCACGUGUCAACGUCUUCCGUACUCCAAAUGCAACGAUACACUCGAGCCUGUCAUGUAUGCUCCCAGUGAUUUAGAAUCUAUUCCAAGAGCAGAAGGUUUCUAAAUUUCAGAAGGUUAUUCCGAAACAAUCAAACGUUUUUCAAAUCGUUCUGGUUUAGCAUGUAUACUGGUGUCCGUAGUUUCAUAACUUGUAAGAUAUGUAACAUAUGUGCAAAUUUAAAUAAACCCUAACAUGUUGAGUACGAUGUCUAACAGUGUAAAAUAUGAUAUGAAACUAAAAAGGUCGUAGUAAAGAAACUAGAAAGUUGUUCAGUCGUAAAACAGAAAAUGUGAAUUUGCAGAUAUGUUGCAAAAUAUGUGACAUAUGUGCAAAUUUAGAUAAACCUUAACACAUUGAGUACGAUGUCUAACAGUGUAAAAUAUGAUACGAAAGUAAAAAAGUUGUAGUAAAGAAACUAGAAUGUUGUAGUUCAGUUGUAAAACGGAAAAUGUGAAUUUGUUCAUAUGUUGCAAAAUAUGCAACACAUGUGAAUUUAGAUGAAGUACAUGUAACACGUUGAGUGCCAUGUCUUUGGCUAAUAGUGUAAAAUAUGAAACUGGAAAAUUGA
Molecule: messenger RNA, 1527 nt
Organism: Megachile rotundata (alfalfa leafcutting bee)
Lineage: Eukaryota; Metazoa; Arthropoda; Insecta; Hymenoptera; Megachilidae
Product: kielin/chordin-like protein
Source: RefSeq, a predicted model, not a curated record